Molecule: messenger RNA, 853 nt
Organism: Drosophila mauritiana
Lineage: Eukaryota; Metazoa; Arthropoda; Insecta; Diptera; Drosophilidae
Product: probable U3 small nucleolar RNA-associated protein 11
Exons: 2
Coding region: 86-790 (234 amino acids)
Biological process (GO): rRNA processing
Cellular component (GO): nucleolus; small-subunit processome
Source: RefSeq, a predicted model, not a curated record
GAGCAGUUGUGCAUCUCUAAUUCCCAAGCGCACGUUUGUCAAAACAGAACAUUUGAUUGCUGUCGAGGAUUAGCAUUAAUUCAAGAUGUCCUCGUGGAAGAAUGCGUCGAAAAGCAACCAAAAGGUGCACAGGGAGCGCCACCAGCCGGAGGCGCGCCAGCACCUGGGAUUCCUGGAGAAGAAGAAGGACUACAAGAAGCGUGCCAUCGACGCACAGAAAAAGCAGAAGACCCUGAAGCUAUUGUACCGCCGGGCGCAGAACAAGAAUCCCGAUGAGUUCUACCACCACAUGAUCAACUCCAAGCUGUCCAACGAUGAGCACCACGAGAAGGACAAGAAGGACGAGCACACUCCGGAGCAACUGGCGCUCAUGCAGACGCAGGACCUGAAGUACGUGGUGAUGAAGCGCACCAUGGAGCGCAAGAAGAUCGAACGCCUGAAGGUCUCGCUGGUGGACGUGGAUGCCAUAGCGAAAGCAGAAAACAAACGUAUCACCUUUGACGAAGACGGAUACACAUAUUUGGACCUGCGCGACAGGAUCUUAAAGGAUGACGAUGAGGAGGAAAAGAAGAGGAAAUCGAAACCAACUGAACCAAACCCCUCCAAACAGCAGCGCAUCAACGAGCUGAAGAAACGCGAGCAGCGUGAAAGGGAACUCGCCAUCGUCCAGGAGAAGAUUCAGCUGCAGAACGCCCUCAAGCAGCCACGUCUUCUGAAGCCGAAGAAAAUAAAGGCCGGAACCAAGGACGGUGCGCCCGUCUACAAGUUCCGCUACGAACGCAAGAAAUAGGAUGGUCUUGUUCCCCUUUAGUUAAUAAAGCAAUUAAGUGUUAGUUGAAGACUUUUGACAAAA